Aethalodelphis obliquidens (Pacific white-sided dolphin) is the source of this 1201-nucleotide messenger RNA. RefSeq names its product complement C1q binding protein (gene C1QBP). Gene Ontology annotation, biological process: regulation of complement activation; negative regulation of mRNA splicing, via spliceosome; cytosolic ribosome assembly. Gene Ontology annotation, cellular component: mitochondrial matrix; plasma membrane; nucleus. The record is from RefSeq and is a predicted model, not a curated record. The transcript is spliced from 6 exons. Gene Ontology annotation, molecular function: transcription corepressor activity; kininogen binding; complement component C1q complex binding. Lineage: Eukaryota; Metazoa; Chordata; Mammalia; Artiodactyla; Delphinidae. Bases 115 to 951 code for a protein of 278 amino acids.
UUCCGGCGGUGGCCCUCGAUCUAGAGGGCGCAGUGGCGAAGAGUUGUCGCUCUUGCUGAGAGUCGUCUUUCGUAGCCGCACGUGUCCGCCGCCGCCUCUGCCUCCGCUGCAGAAAUGCUGCCGCUGCUGCGCUGCGUGCCCCGCGUCCUGGGCACCGCUGUCGCUGGCAUCCGCGCCGCCGCGACCUCCCUGCCGCUGCUGCAGCCCGCGUCUAGGCCGUGCGCCCGGCCCUUUGGGCUGCUGAGCGUGCGCGCGGGGUCGGUGCAGUUGCCCGGUCUCCUGCGGCCUUGGGGGCCCUGCGGCUGCGGCUGCGGCUGCGGCGGACUGCACACCGAAGGGGACAAAGCUUUUGUUGAAUUCCUCAAUGAUGAGAUUAAGGAGGAAAAGAAGAUACAGAAGUAUAAGUCUCUUCCCAAGAUGUCUGGAGGUUGGGCGCUGGAAGUGAAUGGGACAGAAGCCAAAUUAGUGCAGAAAGUUGCUGGAGAAAGGGUCACCGUCACUUUCAACAUUAACAACAGCAUCCCACCCGCAUAUGAUGGGGAGGAGGGGCCCUCUGAAGGGCAGAAGGUUGAAGAACAGGAGCCUGAAUUGACGUCCACUCCCAAUUUUGUGGUUGAAGUUGUAAAGGAUGGUAGCAACAAGGCCCUUGUGCUGGACUGUCACUUUCCAGAAGAUGAGAUUGGACAAGAAGAGGAGGACCAGAGUGACAUUUUCUCCAUCAAGGAAGUGAGCUUUCAGUCCACUGGCGAUUCUGACUGGAAGGACACGAAUUACACGCUCAGCACAGAUUCCCUGGACUGGGGCUUAUACGACCACCUAAUGGAUUUCCUUGCGGACCGAGGGGUGGACAACACUUUCGCUGAUGAGUUGGUAGAGCUCAGCACAGCCUUGGAGCACCAGGAGUACAUUACUUUUCUCGAAGACCUCAAAGGUUUUGUCAAAAGCCAAUAGAGAAGACGAGCUGCCAAACACCUUAAUUUUACGGCAGGCUUUGGCCAGUGAGCAGCACCUCCUCUGAAGCCAGACCCACGUGCUUUGAAAUGGUUUUCAUCCCGAUAUCAUGGAAAGUAAUUCAAUAUUAACUUAUUUCUGUUGCCACUGAUUUACCAUUUAUUCUCUACAAACCUGUUAUUUCUAGAUUUUUGUAUAACAAAAUGAUGGACAAUAAAAUCUCCAAGGUGAUUGGUCUUUUCUAUUUCUA